AUGUUCUUGGCGGAGUACAGACUCUUUGCACACCCCUUCCUCUCACCCUUCAUCUCGGCAGGCUGCAGAAACAGCUCUGAAGAAAGAGCUGGAGGAGCGGGGCCUGGGCUGUUGCAGAUGGGGCUUUCAGAUAGUCGGGCCUCCGUCUCACAACCGCUGGCGGAGGACCUCGAUGCCCUCCGUGUGAAGCAGGCGCAGCGGAUGGACGAUGGCAGCUUCGUCCAGGCUACCACUUUUUUAUCCGAGUCUGUCUGGACAAGCUGUGCCUCCGCGGCCGCCUGGCUGGCAGCGGUGGCCUUGCCGCCGCCGACCUUGAGCUCUGUGAGUCCCGACCUCCGGAAUGCCUUCGCGGUGCUGCGCCGGGGCCUGGACCUGGCCUUGCGUGUGCGCAUCUUGCUGGAGGCCUCUCGCCCCACUGCUGUUUUCUUUCUUGGAGGGAAUCACGAAAGCACUGCCGGUAAAGGGGAUAACGAAUGGGGGAAUUACAAUCCUCAGGUGCGAGAGGGUGUCCCUGUGCCCAAGACAGUGCUGCCCUUCGUGACGCUGGGCUUUCAGCUUCUGACGACACUGCAGGAUUCCGAAGGUUGUUCAGACCCGGUGAAGACCUCAAGUCCGAACUCGCAAGUUGCCAUUGGCUCAGUGGCCGGAGGGCAUGAAACAUCCUCCCUCAUCUGCACCGGGCUCAAGGCGUUUAAGGUGGGGCCUCCCGUAUGCCAAGCCACCGACUGGGGACCGCCGAUUCAAGGACCGAGCCUCUCCAGGCCUCUGCUUGCGUCCUCUUGUAUGGAGUUGACCACUGGAGAAGCCUCGCGAAUACCUGCGGAGUGCCCGCAGCUGGCUGGCCGAUCCGUUGGUGGAGUGGAAGAUUGCCUCUACCUGAACGCAGCUGGGAAUCAUGCUUGGAUCAGGGUCAAAGAAUUGUGCAACAACCAGCCAAUGAAUUUGCUCUGGUACCCACUGCAGCAGUCGGGGCCCGCCAGCCAGGUGGUCGUGGUUGGUUGGCGCAGACGUGCAGAGGCUUCUACCUCUUGCUUCUCCAUCGGCGACAGCUACUCCAUGGGCCUCUAUGACGGCCAGCACCUGGCUUGGAAGCACGAGGUCGUGGUGGUCACGCUGAAUUACCGCCUUUGUGUUUUGGGUUUCAUGGCCUUGGACGCGCUUCAGAAGGAGUCCUUCGCCGGAUCCACUGGAAACCACGCGCUGCAGGACCAGCAGCUGGCGUUGCGCUGGGUGCAGACAAACAUCCGCAAUUUCGGUGGCGACCCCAGCCGAGUCACAGUCUUCGGCGAGAGUGCUGGCGCUUUCAGUGUGAUGUGGCAUUUGGUCAGCCCGAAAUCUGCGGGGCUCUUCCACGGAGCCAUCAUGGAGAGUGGCACGGUGGACGUCACGUUCUUCUUCCAGCCUUUGCAGAAGGCCAAAGAGUACUACGAGGACCUGGCCACCAGGCUGGGCUGCCCGGCCUCCCUCGGGGAUGCCCAGCUGCCCUGCCUCCGGGCGUUGCCUUUUGAGGCGCUGGUGGCUGUGGAAGCUGGCAUGGACGGUCACCGCCCCGCUGUGCACUCGCCUCUGUGGCCGCUGAUGUCAAAUGGUCCGGCCAUCGAUGGGACCGAGGAUGGUCUUCUAGAUGUGCCCAUCAGGCUUGUCAAGAGCGGCGCUUUCAACAGGGUGCCCCUCCUCUUGGGCGCCAACGAGAACGGCGGCUCCAUUUUCGAGGACAUGCUGCCCGAGGCACAAAGGCGCGCCUGCGGCACUGUUUCCGAUGCUGUGGUCCACCAUGCCGAAGCAGUGUUCCGUGCAAAAUCUCCGCCUUUGGAGUUUCACGGCUCUUCGCCAGAAUCCAUCAUUCCGUUGCAUGCGGCGGACGUGCAGUUCACAAAGGGCGUGCUUAGCCAGCAUGAAGCGGUGUCAAACCUAGUGGCUGAAGGUAAACCGGCGUGUCACGAGAGUCCGGACGAAGUUCGGGAGAGAGUAACCCUGUACUUGGAGUCCAUGAAGGGCCAAGAAGACCUGGUUGUGGGCCACCGGAUAUUCCGUGAUGCUGUGGCGAGGUUUUUGACUCAUCGCGACGGAACGGAGACGCCGCCCGAAUCAAUUUUUAUGACAUCUGGUACGUGGCCAGCAGCAAGGGCUUUGCUGCAAGUACUGCUGCUUGGUUCUGAGAAUGCCGUCGCGUUGCUGCCAAGUCCAGGGCCACCAGCAUAUCGAGAAACAGCAGCUUCCAUGGGCCAGCGUGGUGUGCCAUAUUUCGUUGACGAUGACUGGGCUAAGGUUUUGCUGGGGCUAAGACAGACCCUUGAGGAGUUGCAUCGACAUCAGAAGCAGCCGACGGCCGUGGUCGUGGCGAAUCCCAGCCUAGCUGGCCGAUUCAUCCCGUUGACCGCAGUGGAAGCAUUGCUUCGGUUGGCUGAUGAAGAAGGUCUGGCUCUCAUCGUGGAGGAGGACAUAAUUGCGGCAUGGAGGCACUCAGCCUUUGUUUCGUUUCGUGUUCAAGCUCGCCAGAUGAACCUUGCCGUUCCCGUGUUUUCAUCUUUUUCUGCCUUUGCAUACACUGGACAACACGGAGGGUAUGUUCACUGCCACUGUGUUCCGGACGAUCUGAUUCAGCGGGUGCAGGCGGUGGCGGAGCAUCCAACUGUCAAAUCACAAGCCUGGGUGGCAAGCUUGCUGUCGCCAUGGCGCAUGUCGAGGGGUCAGGAGACUAGUCUGGACACUCUUGUGCAGGUUGCAGCCAAGAAUUGCCAGCUGCUGCAAAAGUUGUGCGACGUCGAAGGCAUACGUUGCGAUCUUGUGGAGUCUGGGGCGUUUGCUUUCCCAAAGGUCAUUGUCAAAGGCUUCAUCAUGAAGAAAGCGAUAUCUUUGGCCAGACCAGCAGACCAAGUUUACUGCUUGGAAAUGGUGAGCAGGACUGGUGUCAUCGUUAGCCCUGGAAGUGGCUUUGGUCAGCGUCCUGGUUUCUUUCACUUUCGGGUGUCUUUGGUGCAGGAGGAAGCAACAUUUCAAUCAGCCAUAGAUCACAUCAAGCAGUUUCAUCAAGAGCAUCCUGUUGGCUGGUUCCGAUGUAUUGAAUCGCACACCGAGCUCCAAAGACGGAAGGCUAUGCUUCAAUGCUUGGCCUCUCAACAGGUCCUUCCUGGGGCCCAGCUGCCUGUGACGCGACACCCGGCCACGCUGGAGGAAGCUUUGUGGUACUUUUUCCGCGAGCCGCUCGGCAAGGUGCAGGCCGUCUAUCAGGAGAGUGAGUUCAGCGGAAAUGGCGACAUCAUGAUCAAGCGCAUGAUCCGCGACAUGAUGUUCAUGUGCCCCUUGAGGGCCCGUAACAGGCCCAGGAAACCAGAGCUGCUGCUCGCAAGGUAUGUCUUCGACUUCAACUAUGGCCUUGCAAAGAUCAUCGGCCUCGGCGACUUCCAUGGUUCAGAGCUACCGUUUGUGUUCCGGAACUGGUUGGAGUUCAUCAAGCCGAUCGAUCCAUUGCAGUCCCCGAGGAACAUGGCUGACAUCAUCAGCUGCAAGUGGACUUCCUUUGCCUUUUCGCUGGAUCCCAACGGUGGAGUCGAUGAGAGCCGCUGGCCACCAGGCUGCGAGGAAAUCAACAGGAAGUUCUCGGACUGGCCCCGUUUCCACACCUCGCAGCGGCUGUUCUACGACUUGAAGAGCAGACCGGAGGUGCACGAGAUCCUGGAAGACAACCGGUACCCGGACGAUUUGUUCCCUCGGGAUGCCAAGUGUGACCUUUGGGAUGAGUUGGCUUCCACCCUACAGUGGGUGCACGAAGGAGCCCACGCGAAAUCGAAGUGGAAGUGGGGUAGCCGUCGGAGGGGUUUGACUCUUGAGGUGGUCAUCAUGUCUGCGUUGGCAUCCCGUCAAUCAAAGCUGCAGCACUGCCCACCACUGCCCACCACCCUGAAUCCAUCCUGUAGCGCGCGCCUGUGCGAGGACAGGGUGCUCAUGGUGCCCGGCCAUCCACAAGUCUGGUCGUUUGAGAGCCACCAGAUGUGUGGUAGCGGAUAA
Messenger RNA from Symbiodinium natans, 4008 nucleotides. The record is from the annotation of a GenBank genome assembly. Lineage: Eukaryota; Dinophyceae; Suessiales; Symbiodiniaceae.